Parasteatoda tepidariorum (common house spider) is the source of this 1003-nucleotide messenger RNA. The record is from RefSeq and is a predicted model, not a curated record. NCBI's taxonomy places the organism in Eukaryota, Metazoa, Arthropoda, Arachnida, Araneae, Theridiidae.
AGAGAUGAGUGAUAGUAGUACUACUUUACAAGAAAAAGAAACUUCGGAGAAUAUUGAAGAUAAUUCUGCCGCAGUUUCUGUUAAAGAGAAAGGAGUGAAGAGGAAGAACGAAGGCGACUCAGAUAUUUUAAAUUUCAAUCCAGAUUAUUCUAAACGAUUAUGUGUUGAAGUUUCAUCUCUUGCUUUUGACAAUGAGGUUGAAAUAAGAACAAGUGAUGAAGUCGAGUCACCAACUUGUCCAAAGCAGCAGGCAAAGCUACCAUCUCCAACAAAACAACAGGCAAAUCCAUUGUCUCCAACAAAACAACAGACAAAUCCAUUGUCUCCUACAAAGCAACAGACAAAACCAACAUCUUCAACAAAGCAGCAGACAAAGUCUCCAUCUCCAACAGAACAGCAUGCAAAGCCAAUGUCCCCAACAAAACAAUCAAUAAAGUUACCUACAAUAGAACAGCAAGCACCACCACCACAAUCCAAAGAGCAGCCAUACAAUUUUCGUUCAUGUAAAACUACUGAAAAUAAGAAUUUUGCUUCAUUAGAUCCUCAGGAUCAUAAUGCCACUGAGAAUCAACCACAUGUUCUUCGAUCUCAUAAAGUCUUAGAAAAAGAAAAAUCUGCAAUAGACUGUAUGUCACAUGAGCCUCAAAGCAAGAAAAAUCAUAACGUCACAGCGAAUCAACCACAUAUUCUUCGAUCUCAUAAAAUCUUAGAAAAGGAAAAAUCUGCAAUACACUGCAUGUCACCCGUACCUCAAAGCCAGAAAAGUAAUUUUAAAUAUUUUUUUUAUUUUAUUCUUAAAAAUCAAAAUAUAUAGGUAAGUAUUUUAUUCUUAAAAACGAAAUCAUACACAGAGAUAUUCUACAGUAGAUUAUAUAAAGUGAUAGAAGAAUUAUAAACUAAAUUCUGCCAAUACCUUAAAUGUCACGCCACUGGAUAAACAGAAAAAAGUAGCAUUUUAAAUGUAUGUUUGAAUUAUUUAUAUAUCUCGGUUGACAAAAUCAUU